CUGACGGGGUAUCCUCUCCCGCAGACCUGCGGUGGGUGACGGCUGAACCGCCUCAGGGAGGUGAAGGCGUUCGUCACCCAGGACAUCCCGCUCUACCAUAACCUGGAGAUGAAACACCUGCCUGGCGCUGACCCUGAGCUUGUGCUCCUCAGCCUCCAGUAUGAGGAGCUAGAGAGAAUUCCCCUGAGCGACAUGACCCGGGAAGAGAUCAACCAGCUGAUUCAGGAUUUGGGCUUCUACCGCAAGGAGACACCUGAUGCCCCUGUGCCAGAGGAGUUCCAGUUUGCCCCUGCCAAGCCUCUGCGAAUACUGCUGCCCCCCCAAACACCCACCACUGAUGGCAAGACCCCAUCCAAACAUGACAAGGAAGAACAUCCAGACCUCUAGCAAGGAGUGCCACACUUGGGGCAGGGUCUUGCAGCCAGUCCCCAGUCUAGGGAAUGAGGGUGCUAUGGCAGUUCAGGAUGGUGUCAAAAGGUGGUGAAGACUUUUUCCCCCCACCCUUCUUGGUGCUGUGUAGCCUCUGCCCCAAGGAUGCCCCAGGCAGAUCCAGCCUCAAGCAAGGGCUUCCUGGACACUUGAGGGCAUUCUGACGGUCCUGUGUGCUGGUUGAUGCCCUCCCAUCCUUGGAGCCCAUUAUCCCUGGCCAGUUGGGAGGAGCAGCAUUCCUUGCAGUCCCUUGUUAUGCCCAGAGGUUUAGCUGCUCUCAGCACUGGGCAGCAGUAUCCUGCCUGUAUGGGACAGGAUGAAACCCUCAGCAGAAAGCACUAGGUGCUAAGGGUAGAUGUGCUGAGUCCCAAAGGUGGGAGAGCUGCCCCAAGAAGAGCACAGCACAACCCACAGCAGGGUUAUCAUAUCCAGCUCCUAGUAAAGCUUUUAUUUGCAGUCA
This is a messenger RNA of Cyanistes caeruleus (blue tit), 889 nucleotides long. NCBI's taxonomy places the organism in Eukaryota, Metazoa, Chordata, Aves, Passeriformes, Paridae. The record is from RefSeq and is a predicted model, not a curated record.